Botrytis cinerea B05.10 is the source of this 1438-nucleotide messenger RNA. RefSeq lists its product as hypothetical. The record is from RefSeq and is a predicted model, not a curated record. Lineage: Eukaryota; Fungi; Ascomycota; Leotiomycetes; Helotiales; Sclerotiniaceae. The transcript is spliced from 3 exons. Bases 75 to 1385 code for a protein of 436 amino acids.
GGGCCACUCGGUGUUAAACUACGUUACUUUAGACCAUAUAUAAUCAAUGGCUAUCCAUUGCGCUAAAUGGGUUUAUGCAAUUGAGUCCCCACCUAACAUCAUUCCCAAGAGCUUGUCCCUUCAACCCCGCUCCACCUCUCCCCACCUUCCCUAACAAAUCUUCCACAUUCAACCGCAUAUACGCCACAGCUACCGGUGGUACGGGUUUGGAUUUCAGUGAAGACUGUCUGGCACUCAAUAUAUGGACCAAGUCCAUAUCGCCAAAAGAGCUCAAACCAGUCUUGUUUUUCAUCCACGGCGGGAGAUUCGUAUCCGGCAGUACCAACAACACAUUGUAUGACGGAAAAUAUCUUGCUGCCACUGGUGAUGUCGUUGUUGUGACUAUUGACUACCGACUUCUGGUAUUUGGAUUCCCAGGUUCCCCAUUAUUACCCAGCGCCAACCUAGCAAUCUUAGAUCAACGGCUCGCCCUCGAAUGGGUCAAAGAAAAUGUUGCAUCAUUCGGAGGAGAUCCAUCCAGAAUCCUCAUGUACGGACAAUCAGUUGGUGGACUAUCUAUUCACUACCAUGCAUUUGCCUGGCCAGAUGAUCCAAUUGCUUCUUCAUUCAUGUCUAUAUCCGGAACUAUAAAUGACGAACCUAAUAGUCCGGAAUUGAGCAAGUCAUAUUGGGAUCAGCUCUCUGUCCUAGUCGGAUGCGAUAGUGAUGUCGAAAGAGACGUUGUAAGCUGCAUGCAGGAGGUACCAUACCAAGUCAUCUUGGCCGCCAUCAAAAAGUUACCUCUCACGCCGACAGAAUUCUUACCACGAACACAAUUUGUACCGACAAUUGACGAGAAAAUUGUCUUUUCAGAUUAUGCUACCAGAGCCGAUGCUGGAGGAUUUGCUAAAUUGCCAUACUUAGUAGGCAAUGCGAAUCACGAAUCAGGCUUCUACGCUAUUUCCGCCUUCGCCCAAAAGAUCACUUUCAACCACUCCCAGUGGGAUCUCUUCAACCUCAAAACAUUUACCUGUUCUGCGACACAAUCUGCCCUCUUCCGCUUGAAACACAACGUCACUGUUUAUUUAUAUAGAUAUUUCGGAGAUUUCGAUAACACGCGCCUUUAUCCAACAAGUGGUGCGUAUCAUUUGAGUGAUUUGAAUAUGUGGCACGGUGUGGGCAGGGAUGUAAGUGGUAUUCCGAAUACGAGAGAUGAAGAAUGGUUAAGCAGGGAGAUGGUGAGGAGUUUAAUUACAUUCGCGAAAGAUCCUGUUGGUGGACUUGAAAAUUUGGGGUGGAUGAGGUAUGAAGGUGUAGGAAGUGUAACUCUGAAUAUCCUCGGACAAGACAAUCGUCGCGAGGUAUCUCUUGUGGAAUCAGGAGAGUAUGAUGCUCAAUGUGCAUAAUAGGAUUCGGCACAAUCCAGAUGUUGAUUCAUACGCCAAUAUUUCAUUGAUGA